Molecule: messenger RNA, 966 nt
Organism: Asterias rubens (European starfish)
Lineage: Eukaryota; Metazoa; Echinodermata; Asteroidea; Forcipulatida; Asteriidae
Exons: 2
Coding region: 170-922 (250 amino acids)
Source: RefSeq, a predicted model, not a curated record
CCAACCAUACCAGUUGCCAUUCGAUUCUGUUACGCGAGCAGACUUAUAAAGUAUUCUUUGUUUUUUUGUCGAAAGUUUCGGACCAUUUUUAUUUUAUGUUACACGACAGACUACUGGCCGUUCUUUUGAUGCACACGGACGGAAUUAGCAGCACCAAAUCAACGCUAAAAUGGAGACUGCCCGCUUUCGUUUCCGUAUGUCAGGCCCACCAUCUCCUCGCCAACGUCAAAAGUUACACUCCCAAAGAGGGCGCGCUUCCACUGGCCAGAUGAGAGUUUCCGACAACCCAGACGCCCGCAGGUCUGUCAAUGGCCCUGUGAAGUUUGUCCGCAACCCCAAACACCCUAAGAACUUGUACGCUGCCGAGAUGAGCAUCAGGCAAGUCGGGAAAGGCAAACCUGUUAAAGUCUCCUCUGGUAUGUCGUUUCCAGACCCUAAGAACGCAAAGAGUAUUCGCAAUCCACAGGCUCCCCGAUUCCAGCACGAGUUCGAUCCUUCUGAGAAGGAUUAUGACAUCAUCACCAACCCACUGGCAGGUAUGGAAAGUGUACAUGCGUCGAUCCCAAACACUGGUGACGAUAAAAACAACUUCAUUUACGUCGACGACUCUGACAACGACAGUGGCAGCGACGACAGGUACGACAGUGCCACUCGCUUCUCAAUCAUCGACGACGACGACAUUGAGAUAGAGGACAGUGAGAAGAUGCAGGAUGAUGAGGAACCGUCAUCCAUUUUUCGGGAGACGCCCUCUUUGUUGGAGACUGAUGCCCCGGGCUUUGCCCCUCAGCCACCCCCGCCAAGAGGCCCGAGUGCAGUUCUCGUAAUUCCUCGUGCGGUUGUUCGAGAAGAUGACGCUAACCGAUACAGGGCAAGGGAAACUGCCCAGAAUGGUGAACGCACUUAUUUGAACAUAGGUCCAUAAACCAGUCAUGCUUGUAGUCGUCAAGGGGGGGGGGGGGGGGGGGA